UAAAAGAAAAAAAGUUGUCAUAUCUAGGAGGUGUUCACACGCAAAGGUGAUCUGCCAAGAUUCCAGGUUUGCAGCAGGCAUGUCAGAGGGAGGGGUCCCAGGUUUUCUGACAGGAUAUAAGGACUCUCACAGCAUCAGAUCAUCACAUUGGAACCUCCUGUUGGAAGCCAAGAAGACUCUCGCACAACUCAUCUGAUCUACACAACUUCACCAGGUUGGAGAAAUGGCCUCAGGUAACAUGAACGUUGCUGCCCUGGGUCGACCUUUCACCCUGGGAAUGCUCUAUGAUGCUCGGACAGAUAAUCUGAUCCCAGGUUUGACAUUGUGGGAUGAUAAAACUCUACAAGGCAAGAUAACUGAAAGCUCUCAGCGCACCAGUGACUCUCAUAUUUAUAAAGAAGACUCCACUGAUUACAAGUGCCGUCGCCUGGAUGUUGAAGUUUCUCUGAAGGCCAGUGUCCUGGGUGGACUGAUUGAAUUUGGAGGAUCUGCCAAGUAUCUGAAUGAUCAGAAGAAAUUCUACAAUCAGAGCAGAGUGACGUGUCAGUACAAAACUACCACCAACUUCAAGCAGUUAAUGAUUGAACAACUAACCAUGGAAACCCAACAAAUGGAUGUCAUUAAGAAGAGCUCAGCAACACAUGUAGUCACAGGCAUCCUUUAUGGGGCAAAUGCUUUCUUUGUAUUUGACAGUGCAAAGGUAGAGGCCAGCAGUGUUCAGGACAUCCAGGUCAGCAUGCACGCUGCAAUAAAUUUGUUAUUUGCUAAAGGUGAGGCGAAAGCUAAGGUACAGCUGACUGAAGAACAAAAAACCCUGACUGAGAAUUUAUCCUGCAAAUUCUAUGGAGACUUCAUCCUUGAUAGCAACCCUGCAACAUUUGAAGAUGCAGUGAAGGCCUACGAACAACUCCCAAAGCUACUGGGAGAAAAAGGAGAGAAGGCUGUUCCAGUGAAGGUCUGGCUGAUGCCGCUGAAGAAUUUCCACUCCGAAGGUGCUGAGCUGAUGAGAGGGAUCAAGGACCACCUAGUAAGUAAGGCGGAGUAUGUUCUAGAUGAUUUAAAGGAAAAAGAAAUAAGAUGCAACGAUUCUCUGGAAGACAAAGUGGGCGAGCAGUUUCCACAGAUUCGAGAAGAGUUGAGCACUUUCCAAAAAUUGUGUGGUAGUUAUGCAUCCAACCUCCAGCAGGCCUUAAAGGAGAAACUUCCCUCCAUCCGUGAAGGAAAAGAAGAUGAGAGCUCACUAGACCAACUCUUUGAAGACAGAGACAAGUCACCAUUCAGUCAGGAAAAACUAACCAAGUGGCUAGAUCGUAAAGAGAGAGAAAUCAACGUCAUCAGAUCCUGUGUAGAUACCAUGGAGGGAAUAAAGAUCGUCCCAAAUCAGUCAGAGCUGGACAGACAGGUUCUUGCUCCAGGUGUAGAACAUGUACUGUGCUUUGUUUUCACUUCAGUGGAAAGAGGUGAUACAGACCUUGAUGUGAUGGCUGACUUCUUGCACUUCCCUAAAUUAGGAAGUACCAAUGAAGAUCCAUGGUACUACUCAGGUGAUGUUUUCACCAAAAUGAGAGAAAAAGCCAAAGUUUUCCAUCAAUUUGCCAAAGCACAGAAGAACAACAGUCGAUUCCGUUUCUUCAUAGCAACCAUUGCAAACAAGAAACACACAGGAGCAACCAUCUACCAUUACAAGAACGGCAUUCUGGUCACUGAAGAUUUUUCAAGGCCUGUCCUCCCUGAUGUGGAGAAGAUCACAAACAGAAGAGAUCUGAUCUGGUAUGCCUGUGAUCUCAACCUGGACCCAAACACUGCAAACAGCAACCUCAUUCUGUCUGAGGGAAACAAGAAGGCAACAAAUGGAGCACAGCAGUCAUAUCCUAAUCACCCAGAGAGGUUUGAUAAACAUACUCAGGUGUUGUGCAAAGAGAGCUUAUCUGGGCAACAUUACUGGGAGUUGGAGUGGAGUCUGAAUUCUAUGGGAUCUAUUUGGGUUGCCGUUGCUUACAGUGAAAUUGACAGGAAAUCAUGCCAUCCUCAAUUUGGAGGAAAUGCCGUAUCGUGGACUUUUUACAGAUAUGAUGAUAAGGGACACUCACUUAUGGCAAGGCAUAAUAAUCAGGAAGUGUGGCGCGGUUCUUAUCCCUCUGAUGGCUGUAACAGAGUUGGGGUGUAUCUGGACUGGCCUGCUGGCACUCUGUCCUUCUACAGAGUCUCCUCUAACACACUGAGGCACCUCUACACCUUUCACACCACAUUCACUGAGCCUGUUUACCCAGGAUUUGGGGUUUAUAGUCCAUCCUACUAUGUGCACCUGCUUCCAGUUAAAUAAGAGAAAUGACUAGAUUCUUGGUCUGUAAAUAGGGAUAGGGUUUAGAUUUUAUCUUGAACAUGCUUCACAAAUUCAAACAAUGCAUUCAAACCCAGAGGGACCAGGAAUAUUGAUGAUGUAAUCAAUAGGUGUCUGUAUGUGUGAUUUUCUGUCAAUAUCUUCAUGUUGAUUUGAUGAGCAGCCUUCUUCUGAAACUGGUUAGUACUUCACAGAUUUAUAAUACGUUUUUAAGAGAAAGAGCUUAUAUUGAUACGCAAUUGCUUCGUCAACACUAGUAUGUUUAAAUAUAACUCAUAGCUGAUUAUGAACUUGUUUUGUUGAAAUUAUCAUGUUGGUGAUGGGAUAUAGAUUAGCUUAAGUGCCUUUUUGUUUUAUUUAGCAUUUUCUUUUCUUCUUUGUGCAGUAUUUUUUGAAAUAGUUGUCUUUUCAGAAUCCAAGAGGAAUCAAUAAGUUUGCCUUUUAAAGUCUGUACCUUAAGAUUGACUUUGGGUUCAGUUAACGACUACUGUUUUGAUGUUAAGUACAUUGCUGAUGUUUAUAGAGUUGAAGAAAUGUAUUUUUCUGUUAAUCAGUUGAUAUUGAUUCGAUGCACAGCCUUCUUCUUAAACUAGUCUGUGCUCCACAAGGGUUAGGGUUAGCAGUUUAAACUUUCAUUGGUACAUCCUGUCGUGGAAGUUUCCUUCGCAGCAGGUGAAGGAGUUUUCAGAGUUUAGUAA
Perca fluviatilis (European perch) is the source of this 3039-nucleotide messenger RNA. RefSeq names its product stonustoxin subunit beta-like. The transcript is spliced from 4 exons. Lineage: Eukaryota; Metazoa; Chordata; Actinopteri; Perciformes; Percidae. The record is from RefSeq and is a predicted model, not a curated record. Gene Ontology annotation, molecular function: protein binding. Bases 224 to 2323 code for a protein of 699 amino acids.